Molecule: messenger RNA, 339 nt
Organism: Coniophora puteana RWD-64-598 SS2
Lineage: Eukaryota; Fungi; Basidiomycota; Agaricomycetes; Boletales; Coniophoraceae
Exons: 3
Coding region: 1-339 (112 amino acids)
Source: RefSeq, a predicted model, not a curated record
AUGCACGCUAAGCUGGUGCUCUCCAUUUUUGCCCUCGCCGGCGCUGCCUUUGCCCAGAGCGGCUGCGCCUCCGACCCCACCGCGUGGGCCACGAGUUGCUUGCAGAGUGCAAACUCAGCGAAUGGGAACGCGUGUUCAUCGACCAGCAACAGCUGUCUAUGCAAGGAAAUAACUACGAACGGCAACUUUGCUAUCUCGAACGACAAGUGCAUCUCAGACGGGUGCAUCAACGAUGGCUCGCCGCAUCCCACGCAGGACUACAGUUCUGCUUCUGCUGCACAGAAGACUCUGUGCGCCUCUUACACUGCGACUGCUGCGCCAGCCAAGCGUACCAACUGA